AUGUAUUUUUGCUCCAGGUAUAAAAUCAAAGUUGGUGAUCAUGAAUUAAGAAGCUAUGAAUCAUCAGAACAAGAACAUCAAUUCCAAGAAAUAAUCGUACAUCCCGACUACAGGCAUGACCCCAUCUUUGAGAACGAUAUCGCUUUAGUUAAACUAAACCGUGAAGUCAUUCUCGGCCCGUAUGUGCGCACUGUUUGUCUUCCUGGACCUGACCUGUACCUUGCUAAACCAGAUUCUACCUGCAUUGGUCCUGGUCAGCUAACAAAUGGUGUAGUCAAUUCAACCAGGAGCAUAUAUCAGCCAAAUGAAGCCAUAAGGUUUACAUGUAACAUAAACUACACGAGAAUUGGAAAAUCAGAACUGAUCUGUCAACGAAAUGGAACUUGGAAUGGAUAUAAGCCAAUAUGCUUAGAGGUAAGCUGUACCAACUUCCAUCACCCUGGAGACGGCAGGAAAAAACCUAAACAAAGCAAGUUCUUGCCUGGAAUAAAAAUCAUUAUUGAAUGUAAAAGAGGUUACACACUACUUGGAAAGUCGUCCCUCAUUUGCCAAAGCGAUGGUUCUUGGGAUGUACAUUGGCCAUAUUGCUUAGCGCCAUGUCCGAGACCCACACAACCAAAAAAUGGCAUGCAGGUUCAACUUGGUGACAGUUUUAUGCAUGGUCAAAGAGUUAGGUUUCGGUGUAACACCGGUCUUAAACGUAUUGGUUCAUCUCUCACUACGUGCAUUAACGGGAAAUGGACCAAUAAAACUCCAAAAUGUGUUGCUCCAUGUCCAGAUCCUGGUACACCAAUUAAUGGUCAUCGAUACAACCAUUCUUUCCAACAUGGUGACCAAGUCAUGUUUUCUUGCCAAAAGGGAAAGUAUUUGAUUGGAAGAAAGAUGAUUACAUGCAAUGAUGGACGAUGGGAUCAGAUAGCACCAAAAUGCUCAGAUAACAGGAACUGUCAAGAUCUGGGAGACAUACCAAAUGGAAUUAUUAUCAAUAAUGGCUUUAAACACGGAGACAAAAUAUCUAUUCGCUGCAAAAAUGGUUUUAGAAUCAAAGGUAGUCCAGAACUAAUAUGCAACAAUGGACAAUGGGAUAGCCCAAAACCGAAAUGUGUUGGUGUUUGUGCAACUCUUGGUCAUCCAAAGAACGGCCAAAUGUUGGAUUUUAAUUUUGACUAUGGUUCCACGGUACGAUUUCGCUGUCUCUAUAGAUCUUCUCUGCAAGGUCCAAAAAAUGUGACUUGUAACAAUGGAAAAUGGAGCAACAGUGUCCCAUCAUGCAAAGCUAACUGUCUGGAUCCAGGACAUCCUACUAACGGAGAAAGACAAGGAGAUCUUUUCAAUCAUCUACAGACGGUGAGCUUUUCUUGCAAAAGAAAUUUCACGAUGAUUGGCUCCUCUAAAAUACAAUGUAAUGAUGGAAGAUGGACUUCUGGAAUACCGUAUUGUACAGAGUGCGGGUCUCCACUCGGAAUGGAGAACGGAAAGAUUCCAGAUAAAAACAUUCGAGCUUCUUCAAGGUUGGACAAUGGUCAUGAUGCAAGGUACGGUCGAUUACACGGUUCAAGAGCCUGGUGCCCAGAAUAUCUCAGAGCCGAGGACAUCUUCUACCGAGUACCAUCAUGUGCACCACAUUAUCUGGAAGUAGAUCUAGAGAAACCUUACAAGAUAACGUACAUAGCUACGCAGGGAAGUGCCCGUGAUAAUAAAUGGGUGACGAAUUACACUUUAAGCCAUAGUUUGGCAAAGUCAUCUCGUAUCGAAUACAAGGAAAAUGACAAAGAAAAGGUAUUCAACGGCAAUAGCGAUGCAACAACUGUGAUGAAGCACAAAUUAAAGAAUUCGUUCAUUGCGAGAAAGGUGCGUUUUGGACUAUUUGGAUAUAGAUUCCCUAGAUGUCGGUUUGACGUCUUUAACUGGUCGACGUCGUGCAUGCGAGUGGAGAUAUACGGAUGUGAACUUCCUACUGAUUGUGUGAUGGUUGGGUCACGCGUGCUUGGAAAGUGGGGCAGUAGCUACCGUGGUUUUGAUUACUACUACAAAUCAUAUGUAAAAGCCAUCGAUGACACACAUGAUGAGGUUGACUUAGAAAUAGAAGAUGACGAACAUCCCGACGAUACAUUCAAAACAAUAUCAAAGGCACACGUUGUACCAGACGACCCCAAUAAACAAUUGAACUUACCACCUGACACAAGAGUAUUGGUACCGUGGAACAAUAAGUACUACACUGGGAACAUCGAAAGAAGUGAAACACAUUAUUAUCUAGUACGCUUCGAUUUUAAAACACUUGCUUGGUUUUAUAAGAAAGAAAUAAGGUUACUUAAACCUACACAGUUUUGUGAGAGAUAAUUUCGAUAUUUUAUUCCGUCAAAUAAAACACUAGUAGACUCGUAACAUGGUAUAUGGGCUCAGGGCUCAUUGGUCAAAUGGACGGGCUCAAUUCCGAAAUCCUGGUUGGGCUCUGGGCUCAAAGUGUUAGGCUCACGGCUCAAGAGAAAAAAAAUCGGGAUACUAUAAUAAUAAUGCAUUUAAUUUGAGUUAAAAUCAUUUUUAAUUUUUCUGUGAAAGAAGUAUCUAAAAAGCACUAAUUUAAACUGAGGAAUAUUCGAAAAAAACAUCAUUUCCGAAGUAGUUCCGAAUACCGAUGAGGUUCGUGCACAUGUUCCGUGAAGUCAGGUAAUUCGAUCCCAUCUUUAGGUGGCGUGGUCUCUGGAAUAUCUGAAAAUUAAGUCUUUCUUUUCUUCUAAAUUUUCCUGCGUUGCCAUCAAACGAGGUAAAAAAAGUUUUUGGCAAUUUUCUCAGUUAUCAGUUAAAAUUAUCGGUCCUCAGUUAAGCCAGAUGUUAAUUAUUAUUUUUGUGUAAUGAUUAACAACUAAAUAUUCAGUUA
Messenger RNA from Exaiptasia diaphana, 2878 nucleotides. RefSeq names its product CUB and sushi domain-containing protein 3. Gene Ontology annotation, biological process: proteolysis. The transcript is spliced from 11 exons. The record is from RefSeq and is a predicted model, not a curated record. Bases 1 to 2340 code for a protein of 779 amino acids. Gene Ontology annotation, molecular function: serine-type endopeptidase activity. Lineage: Eukaryota; Metazoa; Cnidaria; Anthozoa; Actiniaria; Aiptasiidae.